AUGGGUUGGUUUAAUAAAGAAGACUCGACAACCGAGGACCUUGACGAGACGCUGAAGGCUGAGUUGGCUGCCCUGCAACCCAACGAUGCUGAACGUGCCCGACUGCAUGCCAUCAGCCUCCUUCUGCUCCUCCUAAGCCUGUUUGUCGGCCUUCCACUCUGGUGGAUGACCACUACCCCUGAACAGCACUCCCUGCCUGAAGAUAUGAUCUCUCAACUUGCCCAUCAGAGGAUUACCAUCAGUCUUGAUGUACGAACCCCGCCCUCGCACUAUGCGCACCUCUUUCAUAUUCUUCUCUUCUCCUUUUUUGUGCAUUCUUCUUGUUGUUGUUAA
This is a messenger RNA of Dibothriocephalus latus, 333 nucleotides long. The record is from the annotation of a GenBank genome assembly. Lineage: Eukaryota; Metazoa; Platyhelminthes; Cestoda; Diphyllobothriidea; Diphyllobothriidae.